AAUAUGAAUUUAAAGUUCCUCCCUGGAUCUUUCCGCGCUGCCAUCGUGGUGCGCACGAAUGUCCUGGCCGAUGCUCUCAAGAGUAUCAACAAUGCCGAAAAGAGGCAAGCGCCAGGUUCUUAUUAGGCCGUGCUCCAAAGUCAUCGUCAGGUUUCUAACUGUGAUGAUGAAGCGUGGUUAUAUUGGCGAAUUUGAAAUCAUCGAUGAUCACAGGGCUGGGAAAAUUGUUGUGAACCUCACAGGCCUACUAAAUAAGUGUGGAGUGAUCAGCCCCAGGUUUGAUGUGCAACUCAAAGAUCUAGAAAAAUGUCAGAAUAACCUGCUCCCGUCCCAUCAGUUUGGUUUCAUUGUACUGACAACCUCAGCUGGCAUCAUGGACCAUGAAGAAGCAAGAUGAAAACACACAGGAGGGAAAAUCCUUGGAUUCUUUUUCUAGGGAUGUAAUACAUACGUGCAAAUAAAAUGCCUCAGAGGACUCUGGUGCUUC
Hippopotamus amphibius kiboko is the source of this 487-nucleotide messenger RNA. Its product is annotated as 40S ribosomal protein S15a-like. Bases 59 to 397 code for a protein of 112 amino acids. The transcript has a single exon. NCBI's taxonomy places the organism in Eukaryota, Metazoa, Chordata, Mammalia, Artiodactyla, Hippopotamidae. The record is from RefSeq and is a predicted model, not a curated record. Gene Ontology annotation, cellular component: ribosome; cytosolic small ribosomal subunit. Gene Ontology annotation, biological process: translation. Gene Ontology annotation, molecular function: structural constituent of ribosome.